AUGCACCUCUUCCUGGCAACACUGGCUCUCGCCCUCGACGUCGUCGCCGCUAAUAUCAACAGCACAGUCGAACUGGGCAUCGAGACAGCUUGUAAAGUAUGUCCGUGGCAGAAGUGUAUAAACACCAAGGUAUAUCCGUACUUCGAUGACGCAACGGAGCAGGACUAUGAUAACGUGACGUUGGUGUGUUGGACGCGCGGGGAGAACGUUGGAGGGGCUGACGGAAAUAAAAGCUUCGAGUGGGAUGAGGAUAAGGACCAAAGUGAACUAAAAUACUGUGGAAGGGAUUCAGAAGAGGAAUUCUACACCACGCAAGACGCAUCUACGAAAUACGAUACGGAAUGCAACAUCAACCCGGCAAUCGACUCAGACACACUAGAAUACCUAGUCCCGGAUAAAGAUCUAACGGCAACCAUCUGGAUCCGAAGCACCUCUCUCUGCUACGCGGCCCAGAAAGGCCUCCAUCACAAUAUCGAUAAAACCUCCCUUGACAACUGCGGGCCCCUUCCGAGCCUAGAAGUCAACCGCACAACCCCCUUCUCGAAACCUCGUCGCGCCGAACCUCUCCCAGAUCGUGCACAACUAUCGAAGUCAAAGCGAAAGCCAAACCCAACGCUACCCCUGCAACCCCGCUACCUAAUCAGCGUAACAGUCGGCGAGGACUACGCAUCCUGCCACGAACAGCCGCGCAUCACCGCACCGGUGAUAAAACAGUAUCCUUGGAUGGAGCAGGUCUUUCUGCAGUGUCUGACGUCGCUGGAUCCAGAUCCUCUGGAUCCGGUUACGGAUGAUACGUGGUGGGAGUUGACGACUGAUUUCUGCUAUGUGAGGAGUGUGGAUUUCUGGGAGAGCCCAGAGGGUGAUUUUUCCGCUGUGUAG
Messenger RNA from Lachnellula hyalina, 879 nucleotides. RefSeq lists its product as uncharacterized. The transcript is spliced from 5 exons. The record is from RefSeq and is a predicted model, not a curated record. NCBI's taxonomy places the organism in Eukaryota, Fungi, Ascomycota, Leotiomycetes, Helotiales, Lachnaceae. The coding region runs from base 1 to 879 and encodes 292 amino acids.